AUGCUUCCAAGAGAAGCAGCGCGAAGUUCGUGCUUCCAAGAGAAACAGAGCGAAGCUCGGUGCUUCCAAGAGAAGCAGAGCAAAGCUCGUGCUUCCAAGAGAAGCAGAGCGAAGCUCGAUGCUUCCAAGAGAAGCAGCUCGAAGUUCGAUGCUUCCAAGAGAAGCAGCGCGGAGUUCAUGCUUCCAAGAGAAACAGAGCGAAGCUCGGUGCUUCCAAGAAAAGUAGAGCAAAGCUCGUGCUUCCAAGAGAAGCAGAGCAAAGCUCGGUGCUUCCAAGAGAAGCAGCUCGAAGUUCGAUGCUUCCAAGAGAAGCAGCGCGGAGUUCAUGCUUCCAAGAGAAACAGAGCGAAGCUCGGUGCUUCCAAGAAAAGUAGAGCAAAGCUCAGAAGCAGCUCGAAGUUCGAUGCUUCCAAGAGAAGCAGCGCGGAGUUCAUGCUUCCAAGAGAAACAGAGCGAAGCUCGGUGCUUCCAAGAAAAGUAGAGCAAAGCUCGUGCUUCCAAGAGAAGCAGAGCAAAGCUCGGUGCUUUCAAGAGAAGCAGCGCGAAGCUCGGUGCUUUCAAGAGAAGCAGAGCGAAGCACGUGCUUCCAAGAGAAGCAGUUCGAAGCUCGGUGCUUCCAAGAGGAGCAACUCGAAGUUCGGUGCUUCCAAGAGAAGCAGCGCGAUGCUCGUGCUUCCAAGAGAAGCAGCUCGAAGCUCGGUGCUUCCAAGAAAAGUAGCGCGAAGCUCGGUACUUUCAGGAGAAGAAAAACGAAGCUCGGUGCUUCCAAGAGAAGCAGAGCGAAGCUCGCACUUCCAAGAGAAGCAGCGCGAAGCUCGGUGCUUCCAAGAGAAGCAGAGCAAAGCUCGUGCUUCUAAGAGAAGCAAAACGAAGCUCAGUGCUUCCAGGAGAAGCAGAGCGAAGCCUGUUCGAACAACCGAGCACUUCUCAUCCACUUCCGAAGAUUAA
This is a messenger RNA of Megalopta genalis, 948 nucleotides long. The record is from RefSeq and is a predicted model, not a curated record. Lineage: Eukaryota; Metazoa; Arthropoda; Insecta; Hymenoptera; Halictidae.